AUUUUCUGGACUAAUUCUCGGAAUCGCUCUGUUGGAUCUUAAAUGAGAUUUGGACAGAUGCCAGAGAACGACCGAGUCACACGGCUGCUUGUACCCAAGCCUUCCACCAAAGAACAUUUAGAGACCAAUGGAUCGGUCAACAAAGGAAAAAAGAGUCGCAAUGGAUGUCUUACAUGCAAAGCCAGAAGGAUGAAGUGUGACGAAACGAAACCAACAUGUCGCCAAUGUGCUCGACGAGGUGCCGCUUGUGGUGGAUACCCCAAAAUUGGCUUCAAGUGGAAGCACUUUAUCGAUCCUGAUAUCGCUAGUCGAACGCAAAAGACUAAUAUCAGUGCUCAAACUGCGCCCCAACUAGGCCGAAGAUUAGGAAGUUUCGUGACGACAGGCUUCCAAAAUGACGGAUCUAGUACCGUCUCAGAUUGCAUCAAUGAAGCACUUGAAUGCUUAUCGAAAGAAAAAUCCUCGCCUGCUAAAACGGGACAGUUGAAUCUAUCUUCGGACGAGCAAAGCUUUGGAUGGCAAUUCGAAGCGAAUGACUUGGCUGGAACAUUCGACCUUGAUUUUCUCGACAUGACGCAUCCCAUAAACGAUGUGGACUUGGUCGGACAAGAGCUUUCCGAUCCCUUGGCAUUUGAUAUUACACCUCUUGAUCAACGUAUGCAGAAUCCUAGGCUGGACACGUCCAGCUUUGAGACCUUAUCUGCUGCACUUGGUUCCAACAACACUCACUUUCGAGCUGGUCCUUCUUCUCCUACUAUUGGAUCAGCACCACUCUAUCGGCAGCCGAGAUUUGAGUCUGAUCAAAUUGAUAUAAUCACAACGCUGUUUAACAAUAGGACAUGCGUGGUCCUAUCCGUGAAAGACAGCUGUGACGAAAAUCCUUGGCGAACUCUCAUUUGGCCCUUAGCGAAGAAUAAUCCCGCGCUUCAGCAUGCCAUUUCUGCCAUGGCCUGCCUGCAGUCCGGUACAGAACGACCUGAACUGCAUAUCCGAGGACUGGCACAUGUGCGACAGAGCAUUCAAAGUCUCCGUGAGGGUCUCGACACAGAGGCCAUUUCUGUUGAUGCAGCGCUUGCUACUACACUUGCGCUGAGCAUAGCUAAAUCUUGGGAGGCUCCACGGACGAAGACUGAUUUUUCGCAUCUUACGGAAGCUAAGAUGUUGUUGAAGCAGGUAGUGGCUAGUGUACGAGACUCUCAGAUACCUCCAAAUCGGGCAAGGUGUCUGAAAUUCCUUGCAAAUACAUGGAUUUAUAUUGAUGUCACAACUCGACUAACAGCUUCCGAGCCCAUUGAUUCCAUCGACACGGAGUUGAUUGAAGCAUGUGGCCUGCUGGAGGACGGGUCACAGAGAAACAAACUUGAUCCUUUGAUGGGUUGCGCAUCUGAUUUGUUUCCACUUCUAGGAAGAGCUGCUGAUAUCGUACGUCAGAUAUGGAAAGAUGGCUGGAAACGUAAUUCACCGCCCACGAUCGCACAGGCUGCCGAAGUUAUGCGAGCUGUAGAAAAGUGGACUGCACGAAUCAAUCUGACGAGCAGUGAUGAUCCUGCAUACAUUGUUCAAGACGCCGAGCAAACAGCAGAAGCUUAUCGUUGGGCGAUUUUCCUGCUUUUGAGGUCAGCUAUCCCAUCCCUACCAGGGUACAUGACCUAUCAGCAGCUGGCUCAAAAAAUUCUCAUAUAUCUUGCUACUAUUCCAAUAUCUUCGGGAACAGUCAUUGUGCACAUGUUUCCACUUCUUAUUGCAGGCUGUGAAGUCUCAGCACCAGAGGAAAGAGCCUGGGUGAUAGAACGGUGGGAACAAAUGUCCAAAAUCAUGAUUUCGGGUAUAGCUGAGCGAUGUCUUGAACUUACGCUCGAAGCUUGGAGGAGAAAGGAUGGGGCGACUGAGAGCCGGCACUACAAUUCUGACUCCCUUCGGAUUCCUGGUGACCCAUCUGAACCAUUAACUGCACAUGCUAAUCCUGACGUCGACGACCUGUUCGACGAACUCGUUGACGCUCCAAACAAGGUCGACGAGGUCGAUAACGCUACGGAUCCUGCCUCACCUAAUGACUACGCCGCAGUCUCCCUUGUUCCAUCCACUCCUGUGGUUCACCGGCCCAGUUCGGGGAAAGUUGCAGACAGCUGGAACUCGAAUGCUCUUCGGAGUAGACUCAGCUGGUUAGCAGUAAUGCAUGAUUGGAAAUGGCAGGUUAUGCUUGGGUAAUCUGAUGUCAACAAUUGAAUUUGCUUGAAAUGUACACGAAAUCAAAAUCCACGCUUGUCCAAUGAUCGCAAAACAUGAGUCUGUUUCAGAUAUAAAAUUCUAAACAAUCUCCUCGUUUGUCCGAGCCAACCAUUCUUCCUGUUCCUUUAGGAACUUUUUCAGACGGACCUUGUCUGUUUUCCGGCCAGCGCGGUGCUGUUCUCGAAGUACCUUCAACAUAGCUCGAAGUCUAUCUUGGAGUACUUCCGUGCGGUAUUCUGCCCAUUCAUAAUACAGCUGUGAAUGGUCUGUAAUAGGCCUGAUCGUGGUGAGCACCGAGGUGUCCAUCAUCAUUGAGUCGCGAGGGCGAAAGGAAGUCACGGCUACUAUGCGUUCCACACCCCCGUGAGCGGCAAGAGCCUGGUGGUUGAGACACCUUCCUUGCAUUACAACGGCAUUGCCCUAGCAGAUGAUGAGCAGACAUUGAUAACCAUCAACCACACCUUGGACCUACGCUUGAUGGGCCACGGAUCCUGACUACUUCGCCUGACGGCUUUUUGAUGGCUGUUUCACCGCCAACCAUGUUCGUGGUAUCGGAAAGCAUCACAACGCAAACGAAAGGAUAAGAAUCGUAGUGCCAUUUUGUUGCCGGUAAAUCAUUAUCUCCUUCCUUCUUUGGCUCUCCGUCGUCGAAGCCUUGGGUAGCAACGUUGAUAUUAGAGAUCUCUAGAUCAAGAUUCGUCACUAGGUCCACACCAGCAAGUUUUGAAAUGAUCUCAAGGGUCUUUGGGUGCUUCCAUGCAUCAUACGUGAAUGGAGCGUACCUUUCCUCAGGUUACUCGGCUAUUCAAUGGGAAUGACGAAGUACGUACUUUGCAGCAUAGUCUCGAAUCUGGCAGUGAGCAAACUCUGUGCUCACCACGCAAUUUUCCCAGACUUCCUUUGUGAAUAGCUCUUUUCUCAUAAUCUGGACUGUCUCUUCGCUGAAAAGAGGAAAAGGUUCUGUCACUGCCACGGGUGAUAUUGCCCUGUCCGACACGAUUCCAAAGUCCUCUAAAGUGUAUGUUUUUGGGCUGUCUUUGUAGCUUAGGUGCUUUUCUGGGUCGAAUUGAACACUUUGCAGGGAACUGCGGGGCUUCACUUCAUCUCUAAGUAUGGGUUUUCCCAACAGAUUAGGGACCUGGGCUGGGAC
Verruconis gallopava is the source of this 3379-nucleotide messenger RNA. RefSeq lists its product as uncharacterized. Gene Ontology annotation, biological process: positive regulation of transcription by RNA polymerase II. The record is from RefSeq and is a predicted model, not a curated record. Gene Ontology annotation, cellular component: nucleus. Gene Ontology annotation, molecular function: zinc ion binding; DNA-binding transcription factor activity, RNA polymerase II-specific; transcription cis-regulatory region binding. The transcript is spliced from 3 exons. Lineage: Eukaryota; Fungi; Ascomycota; Dothideomycetes; Venturiales; Sympoventuriaceae. Bases 43 to 2208 code for a protein of 721 amino acids.